AUUGUCAGUUAUCUAAACAUAGGUAUGCUUCAAAUUUUAUGCAAAACAAAUUAUCAAACUAACAAUUCGACCUACGAGCAAAAUCAACAGAGCAAAAUAAAACAAAAGCGAAACGUCAAGCUCUGCCGAUGCGAACCCAUUGAAUCAUGGAUUCAAUUCAUGAAUUAUCGGUUAUCGACAGGCAAUCCCAAAAUGGAAGUCACCAAAGACGAAAGUCCAUACUAUCGUGCCUAUCGAUGGAUAUAUCAUUUUUUCUUCACUUUCAUCUACAUAUUUGCAAUGUUCAUGAGCGCUUUCUUUGCCGAAAAUGCUAAGGAGUUAUGGUCAUAGGUGAUGUUUUUAUUGCUAACCGAUACAGCUAUGUUUGUGAAAUGUAUAUUCAUUGUGAAUAAUUUUGAAACGAUUGUCGGACUACACGAACAAACUAUUUCGGACGAUUUUCAUCCGCAAACGAUUCGACAAGCGGAAACACAUCGUCGGAAAUUGAUGCGUUUCAGCAACACGAUGAUAGCAUUCUACAUCUGCGCCGAGAUUUCUCUUUGGACACAUCUUUAACUGCUCUUCGGAGGCCAAUAUAAACUUCCAUGCUUCAAUUCGUUUUAUUUGGUUCCAAUGGACGAGGAGAACUUGAUUAACUACUACCUCGUGUUUGCCUACGAAAUGUUUGGAAUGACUGGACACACUAUGUUGAACGUUACAGCAGAUUCACAACUUGCAUAUUUACUCUAUGUAGCUGGACUUCAGCUGUACAAUCUUUGUGAAAAAUUGAACGGUCUUGGUGUUUCGGAUUCUGCCUCAGAGAAUGAGAAAGAAGUAUAUCACCGUGAGUUUAUCAACGCCAUCGAAAAGUAUAACAGAAUUUACAGCUUCACACAGAAAGUAGAGGAAAUUUUCUCACUGGCAAUAUUUGUACAAAUUUGCGCUAGUGGUAUAACAAUUUGUGCGGUCAUGUUUCGUUUGUCUGAGAUGGACAUUACCAAUGACCCGAAGUCUGCGAUUCCAAUGUUGUUCUAUCUUCUAGCCAUAUUGGUGCAAAUUUUUCUACCUUGCCUGGUCGAUAACGAGGUCACCUACAAGAGCAGCCAAUUGACGAAUGCUCUGUUCAAAUCCGAUUGGCUCAGGUUGCCCGCUGCGUACAAAAAAGACAUGCAACGGUUGAUGCUACGAACCAACAAACCAAUAACACUAAAAGCAGGACGUUUUUUCAAUUAUAACCUUGAAACGUUCACAUCGACGUUGAAUACCGCCUAUAGUAUUUACGCUGUGUUAAAACGUAGAGAAAAGCAGAACUAG
Molecule: messenger RNA, 1293 nt
Organism: Wyeomyia smithii (pitcher-plant mosquito)
Lineage: Eukaryota; Metazoa; Arthropoda; Insecta; Diptera; Culicidae
Product: odorant receptor 94a-like
Exons: 4
Biological process (GO): sensory perception of smell; detection of chemical stimulus involved in sensory perception of smell
Cellular component (GO): plasma membrane
Molecular function (GO): odorant binding; olfactory receptor activity
Source: RefSeq, a predicted model, not a curated record